Oncorhynchus mykiss (rainbow trout) is the source of this 3481-nucleotide messenger RNA. Its product is annotated as fibroblast growth factor 8b-like. NCBI's taxonomy places the organism in Eukaryota, Metazoa, Chordata, Actinopteri, Salmoniformes, Salmonidae. The record is from RefSeq and is a predicted model, not a curated record. Gene Ontology annotation, molecular function: growth factor activity.
GAGCCGCUGUAUUCUGAAGUAAACCGGACCACAAGAAACACACGUGUGGGAGGUUGACAUUGGAGCCCCGCUUAUACCGACCAUCUAACAGCGUUUCUUUGAGAGGCAAACAUCACCAGUGGCUACAAAUACAUAGAACUAUACAUUUUACUACCAUUUUUUAUUCAUAUCUAUGCAAGAUUCCAUUUUUUUGUAAAUUAUUGAAUGGACAUGCAUCUCCUCACUGUCGCGCGUGAGAUAUGCAUACAAAUAGGCUAAUCUCCAUGCGCGUAAAAAUUCCAUCCCACCAGUGCAUACGGAUGUAUUACAAUUCCACGAAAGCAACCGGGAUAUACAUUAUCUCUACUAAGCAACAUCAAAGAAGACCUUGAAUUCUUCAGAGGAGGGAUGAUUGACACGAGAGGGAAUUGACCGACUUGUGGAAUAACGGUGGUCGCUUGAUCACAGUGCGAUCUCUAUCCCUGGGACUUGUAAUUCUGGAUGGCCACCUGAACGUCUUUAAAUCGUCCCGGAACAUUUUACUGUGAAUACUGUCAAUGAGUGAAUGUGAAUCCUACCUGGAACAUUGGACCGAACCUUCACUUGUUUCUGGAUCUCCAUCGUCGGGCUAUCAUUUUAUAAACUGUAACAGAAGGGAGAUCAAAUCCAAGCUGAAAUUGCCGCUGGGAAGGACUGUUAUUUCCCAGAGAACUCAUGUGGAAUAGUGGAAUUCAUGAAGAAAUAUUUGACUUAUUUCAAUAUGAGGCUUAAAACAUCGAGAUUAGGCUACCUGUUACUUCAGUUCUUAGCGCUGUGUUUUUACACACAGAACACAGUGCAGUCCCACUCCCCACCUCCUAAUUUCAAGCACCAUGUGAACGAGCAGUGCCGGUUGUCUGACCGGAUGAGCCGCCGGUUGAUUCGGACCUACCAGCUCUACAGCCGGACCAGCGGUAAACAUGUCCAGGUUCUGGGAAAUAAGAAAGUGAAUGCCAUGGGCGACGACGGAGCUGUGCACGCCAAACUUGUGGUGGAGACGGACACGUUUGGUAGUCGUAUUCGGAUCAAAGGGGCAAAGACGGGCUACUACAUCUGCAUGAACAAGACGGGGAAAUUGAUUGGCAAGCGGAAGGGUCGUGGUAAAGACUGCAUCUUCACAGAGAUCGUUCUGGAGAACAACUACACUGCUCUCCAGAACGCUAAAUAUGAGGGCUGGUACAUGGCCUUCACGCGUAAAGGAAGGCCCCGCAAGGCCUCCAGGACCAAGCAACACCAGAGGGAGGCCCACUUCAUGAAACGCCAGCCCAAGGGCCAUCUCCUGGGUGACACCCAGCCCUUUGAUGUCCUCCCCCUCCCCGUGGUCCCCUUCCACCCCCGGAGGACUAAACAUACCCAUCACCACAGCUCAGGGGCCCACUGAGGAAAGAACAGACGAAGAAGAAGAGGAAGCAUAGGGAGGGAGGGGAACACACCAAACAAAAAUACCACUACCACAUUUCUGCUCCUUGCAAGGACUCCUUUUUGUUGUGUUUUGUACUGGAUUGUGUCUAAAACAAUGAGUAGACUAUCUAAUCUGUUACGUCAGACCAAGGUUUAUUUGCAGGAAAGAGUUUUUAUAACCAGAGGACGAUUUUAGUGCUCAAGCACUCGAUGAGAUUUGAAUGAAUGAAAGGACAUCUUGGGCUUAGUGAUAACCCUACUCAGCUAUAAAGAGAGGAUGUUAUGAGAGAGAAAUAAUGAAUACACAUUACAUGGCAGCUAUCUUUGGAUCAUCAUGUGGUUGCAUCAACUAAUUAACAGUGAAUACACGUAAAACACUUUAUUUUGCAUUUAGGAGGCCAUUUGCGUUCAUUUUCGUUAGUCUGUUUUCUACAUAUAUGAAUAUAUUUUUAAUUGGAAGAUUUGUAAAAAUACUUUUAAAUGAUGGAAAUAUUUAUUGUAGAGUGUAUAUUAAAAUCACAAAAUAAUUUUGAGUCAAUGCGCCGUUUCUAACUAUUUUUCUAGCUGGGUCACUUUGGGGUCCCAAAGGUUCUAACGUUGCCUAAAAAAUUGGAGACCCAGAUAACUAAGGGGCAAUAUCUGUGACAGGCUACUGCAAUUCAAUGUGCUCAGCAACUGAGACUUGGGCCUGAAUAGCUGGGGCUAUGCAUUAAAAGCAGACGAGGUCAGCCCACAAUUUUGUUUCGAGACAAAGGUUACCACCAUGUAGUUGCAUUUCUCACGAUCACACACCGUAACCCUGUGAUCAAAUGGGCCCUUUGUGGCCCUCAUAUAAAAGGACAUGUUAUACAAUAGUGGGUUCGAAUAAUAACACAAGGAGGGGUCAGUUAUCAAAAAGAAGCUAGUCUCACAGGAGGGAGGGAGGGAGGGAAAGCGAAAGAGCACCGGGGCUCAGUGUGGCAAAAUGUGGCACCGGCUGAAAGAGGGGGAAUGGCUGGGAAGAGGCAUUCGGGAAUGAAAGGACGAGGCAGAAAGAAACCCUCUCUCUCCCAGGAGCAACUGAGCAUGACCGGCAGAGGCCAAAUGACAGGGGGAAGAAGACCCGGUCGGCCUGGCUGCACCACAGAAUCAGAUGACAGGGAAGAAGACCCGGUCGGCCUGGCUGCACCACAUAAUCAGAUGACGGGGAAGAAGACCCGGUCGGCCUGGCUGCACCACAGAAUCAGAUGACAGGGAAGAAGACCAGUUCGGCAAGGCUGCACCACAGAAUCAGAUGACAGGGAAGAAGACCCGGUCGGCCUGGCUGCACCACAGAAUCAGAUGACAGGGAAGAAGACCCGGUCGGCCUGGCUGCACCACAUAAUCAGAUGACGGGGAAGAAGACCCGGUCGGCCUGGCUGCACCACAGAAUCAGAUGACGGGGAAGAAGACCCGGUCGGCCUGGCUGCACCACAGAAUCAGAUGACAGGGAAGAAGACCCGGUCGGCCUGGCUGCACCACAGAAUCAGAUGACAGGGAAGAAGACCCGGUCGGCCUGGCUGCACCACAGAAUCAGAUGACAGGGAAGAAGACCCGGUCGGCCUGGCUGCACCACAGAAUCAGAUGACAGGGAAGAAGACCAGUUCGGCAAGGCUGCACAACAGAAUCAGAGCAGACCCUCUAUAUUCCCUUCCUCUCUUCUUUCUCACUGUUUGAAGUCUGGAUGUCCUAUUGGUUGUUUGCUAAAGGUCGGAUUCCAAAUAUGAGGAAUGGUUUUUCAGUAUAGCUAAGCGCCAAGCGCCAAGCGCCGCCAGCUUUGAGGACUUGCAAACGAAUGAACAACUGAAAGCUGUGAUCAAAAAGGUUCAAUAAAUCUGACAGGAUAAAAACUCUGAACUUGUUGUGUUAUUAUUGUUACUCCUAUUGAGAAAUGAAUGGCUAUCCUCAUGGCUACUAGGACACAUCGUGCACUUUAAUUGAAGCAUUAUCCUGCUCUGCCAAAUGAGAAAAGACAGCAGUGUACGCAAAUCACCCUCCAAAUGGUCGUUUCAUUCCGUGUCCAAGAUUUUAUUUGGACAACACA